Pyrgilauda ruficollis (rufous-necked snowfinch) is the source of this 2072-nucleotide messenger RNA. RefSeq names its product coronin 6 (gene CORO6). Gene Ontology annotation, molecular function: actin filament binding. NCBI's taxonomy places the organism in Eukaryota, Metazoa, Chordata, Aves, Passeriformes, Passeridae. The coding region runs from base 457 to 1992 and encodes 511 amino acids. The transcript is spliced from 11 exons. Gene Ontology annotation, biological process: cell migration; actin filament organization. The record is from RefSeq and is a predicted model, not a curated record.
UGGGACAUGGCACAGCCAUGGGGUAUGACAGCCACAGGGCAUGGCACAGCCACCGGGCAUGGCACAGCUGUGGGACAUGGCACAGCCAUGGGGUAUGACAGCCACAGGGCAUGGCACAGCUUUGGGACAUGGCACGGCCACAGGGCACAGCACAGCUGUGCAUUAUGGCAUGGCCAUGUCCCUGCCCAGUGUCAAGUGGCUCUGGCCACCAGCUGGCAGCCCCCAGCAGCACCUGCAGCACCCCCACAUCCCUGCACAAGGGCCGCCCCUGCUCCCUGAUGUGGGGUCAGGGUGGCACCAUCUCCCACCCUCAUUCCCCGGCACCUCAGUGUUCCCAGGCUUCCCGCUGUGCCCAGAGUAGGAGGAGUCUCUCGGAGCACGAGGCCUGAGGGGACCCAAACCCCUCCGAGCCGUGCCAGGGUGGGGAGCUGGUGGCCUGACCGUGUCCCCCCAGCCAUGAGCCGCCGCGUGGUGCGCCAGAGCAAGUUCCGGCACGUGUUCGGGCAGCCGGUGAAGGCAGACCAGAUGUACGAGGACAUCCGUGUCUCCAAGGUGACAUGUGACAGCUCCUUCUGCGCUGUCAACCCCAAGUUUGUGGCCAUCAUUGUGGAGUCCGGCGGUGGCGGGGCCUUCAUUGUCCUGCCCCUCGCCAAGACAGGACGGGUGGACAAGAACCACCCGCUGGUCACGGGACACACGGCGCCCGUGCUGGACAUCGACUGGUGUCCCCACAACGACAACGUCAUCGCCAGCGCCUCGGAGGACACCACUGUCAUGGUGUGGCAGAUCCCCGACUAUGUCCCCGUGCGCAACAUCACGGAGCCCGUGGUGACACUGGAGGGACACUCCAAGCGGGUGAGCAUCAUCUCCUGGCACCCCACCGCCCGCAACGUCCUGCUCAGCGCAGGCUGUGACAACCUGGUGAUCCUCUGGAAUGUGGGGACUGGGGAGAUGCUGCUGGCUCUGGAUGACAUGCACACUGACCUCAUCUACAACGUGGGCUGGAACCGCAACGGCAGCCUCCUGGUCACCACCUGCAAGGACAAGAAGGUCCGUGUCAUCGACCCCCGCAAGCAGCAGAUCAUAGCGGAGAAAACCAAACCGCACGACGGCACCCGCCCCAUCCGCGCCAUCUUCGUGGCCGAUGGCAAGAUCUUCACCACGGGCUUCAGCAGGAUGAGCGAGCGGCAGCUGGGCCUCUGGGACCUGGAGAGGUUUGCCCCCCACGAAGGGCUGAGGCCCGUGCGGGCCAUCUUCACGCGGGAAGGACACAUCUUUACCACGGGCUUUACCAGAAUGAGCCAGCGGGAGCUGGGCUUGUGGGACCCGAAUAACUUUGAGGAGCCCAUUGCCCUGCAAGAGAUGGACACGAGCAACGGGGUCCUGCUGCCCUUCUACGACGCCGAUUCCAGCAUCGUCUACCUCUGCGGGAAGGGUGACAGCAGCAUCCGGUACUUCGAGAUCACGGACGAGGCUCCCUACGUGCACUACCUGAACACCUACAGCAGCAAGGAGCCCCAGCGGGGCAUGGGCUUCAUGCCCAAGCGUGGGCUGGAUGUCAGCAAGUGUGAGAUCGCCAGGUUCUUCAAGCUGCACGAGCGCAAGUGCGAGCCCAUCGUCAUGACGGUGCCACGCAAGUCAGACCUCUUCCAGGAUGACCUUUACCCUGACACGCCAGGCCCCGAGCCAGCCCUGGAGGCAGAUGAGUGGCUGUCAGGGAAGGACGCAGAGCCCAUCCUCAUCUCGCUGCGGGAUGGGUACGUGCCCAUCAAGAACCGGGAGCUGAAGGUGGUCAAGAAGAACAUCCUGGACAGCAAACCCCCGCCAGGCCCCCGACGCAGCCACUCCACCUGUGACUCCGACUUCUCUCAGCCAGCCUUGGAGGAGGUGCUGGAGGAGAUCCGUGCCCUGAAGGAGACGGUCCAAGCGCAGGAGAAGCGCAUCUCCGACCUGGAGAACAAACUCGGCCAGUUCACCAACGGCACGGACUAGCGCGGUGGCCACGGCCACGACCACGGGCAGGGCCAGGACUGCCCCGGCCUCCCGGGGAUUAAAGCCGAGUCCCCACCUUG